Molecule: messenger RNA, 2670 nt
Organism: Lytechinus variegatus (green sea urchin)
Lineage: Eukaryota; Metazoa; Echinodermata; Echinoidea; Temnopleuroida; Toxopneustidae
Exons: 9
Coding region: 510-1379 (289 amino acids)
Molecular function (GO): protein binding
Source: RefSeq, a predicted model, not a curated record
UGACGGGUAUCUGAUUGAAUUAACAUCUAUUUGAAUGUAUCAUCAUGCAGUUCAGGCACGUGAGACGACACGCUUCGUUACGUAACAUCGCCUCUUCGCUUGAUUGAACAUCUGACAACAUCAACCGAGUAAUCAAUACUCUAUACAUCAACGAACAUUGCGAAAGAAAAACAUAUUAUAGAUACGAAUUGCAUCCGUCAAUCCAACACAGCCAUUUAGCAUAAGUAUUUUAUUUUAUCUAUUCUGGGUCUAAGGCCAUAUACAUCAUUCUUGAACCCAUCUGUUGAGCGAUCUCCGACCUUAACGGAGGAAGGAUACAAGAGAAAGAGAUGUCGUAUAUGCCUUAUGGAUUUGUGCAACUUCAAGAUGUUAUUUUAUGAACAUUAUAUCGCCUAUUUAGAAGGACAUGACUGGAUGAUAUAACUUUUCAGUAUCGGUUAAUGAUAGGAAACUUUUGACUUGAAUACCUGGGACAUUUACUGGAUUUAUUUCUUCUGGACUAAAGCAUCAUGGAGCCCCUGGAUGACCAGACAAAUAAAGAGAAAAUAAGGCAUCUAUGUGCGGCAGUACAAGCUGGUCAGCUAUCGGAGAUUGAGGCAUUACUCCAAGAAGGGAUGUAUAUAAACGUAGACGAGGGUGGGAACAUGUUGGCCAAGUCCUUAUAUCGUAAUCUUCUGAUGUUAGCUAUUGAUUCAGUCCAAGUCGAGGCGGCUAAACUGCUAAUUGAGAAGGGCAUUGAUGUCAACCAUAAAACAUGGGGUGUAAAUGGCAAACAGGGAGCCAGAGACAUGGCACAAGAGUCUGGGCUUCUUGAGAUUGUUGAUAAGAUUGACUGCAGGUUACCAGUGUCAAAGCGUUUAUUUCAUGCAGUGGUUGAUGGUCAGCAAGAUAAAGUAAAUAAUCUUUUACGGCACAUCGACGCUGAUAUGAACAUGAAAGUGGAUUUACACGGUGACAAAGCAGCUGGAUGUAGCGCGUAUACUCUUCUCAUGAUCGCACUGAAGAACGGCCAUGUUGAGAUCGCCAACGAGCUCAUUGAUCACGGCAUCGAUCUAGACUUCGAACAUCAGGAAUGGGAUCGCCCAGAUGAUACCAGUGAUGAAAUCAUGGUUGAGUCUUAUGACGCAAGAAAACUUGCUAUGGAUACGGGUAUGGUAGGCGUGGCUAAAGCUAUUGAUAAACGAAAAGGAGCAGUAGCCAAUGGUCAUGAACCAGUGUCACCGUCAAAUGGAAUCAAUCAUAAGGAGCAAUCUGAUGUGGAGGUGAAUUCUAACCAUGCUAACACUAAUACAACUCAAUCACAGAUGCCUACUAACACCCAGAAAACAACUGCACCAACUCAAGUUAAAGCCUCCGGAUGUGCAUGUGUCAUUUCUUGAUGAUGGCAUCAUUCAGCGAGGAAAACUCUUUUAAAAAGAGGGGCAUCGAAAUGAUUAUAUGAACACUUUCAUUCAUUGUUCAUCUCUUUCAAGAACAUGGAACCCGUGUUCAAUCGUAUAUUCAAACACGAUGACAUUCUCCGACGGAUAAGAAAAAAAUAAAUAGUUUAAAUUUCCAUCUGGGGGAAAAAGUCAUAGACGUUUGAUGAACUAUAUUAAAAAAAAUCAUCGGUUUACAUCUUCCACAGAAGUGAUACAACUCUGUUAAUGGCACAACUCUAUAGUUCGAGACAAUAUUGUUUGCUCGUGUGUUUUAUUUUGCAUUUUCAACCGCAGUUAUCCAAGUAAAGUAUGCGAUCUGUCAAUCAAUCUUUCUAUAUUUCCAUUCAUUCGUAAAUCCAUCUAUAUAUCAAUUAAUCAAUCGAGAAUAAAAUAAACCAGAUAAUUGCCUUUUUAUUAUUCAAACGAUUAUUGCCCAUUGAUCAUUUUUUAAUGGUCACUUCUAAAGAACGGAUGCAAAUACUGUAUUAGCUAAUACAAUACAAUAUGAAUGAAAUGUUAAUGAAAAUUAUUUCUGGGAAAUUCAUGGAAAUAAUAUAGAGUGUAAUUUGGACAAGAAUUUCAGCAACUUGCUCCAUCACGAUAAAGUCACGUGAUGGUGCUGAUGAUAGUGCAAUAUGAGAUGUAAUCUCCAUUGGCAAAAUUCUAUGAUCGGUUAAUCAUCUCAUUUUUAUUAUGUAAAUCAGUAUUUUAAUGAUUACAUUACUAAUUUAUUCAAUAUGCGAACACUACAGAGGUUUGUGUGAUUAUAUACUAGUGAGUGUUGAUCGUAUGAAAAUGAUUUGUCUAAAAUUGUGUUCAAUUUGUGUCCUUUUUCAAUUACUCUUCCUUCCUUUUCACCCUUUAUUUAAAUCUUCAUCUACUAUUCCCUUAACUUCUCCUCAUUCUCCUCUUUUUCUACUUCUCUCCUCCUCCCCAUUCAAAAAUCCUUUCUAACCAUCCUUCUUCUUUUACUCCUCCUCUUAACUAUUCAAAUACUUCUGCUUCUCCCCUUCUUUUUAUUCAUCUAAUAACCAUGCACCCCCCCCCCUCCUUUCCUUCUUCUUCUACUCGGUUGACAGUUAAUUGUCCUUUGAAUUUUCGAUAGUGCAACCAUAUCGUGUUCAGGCCUAUGACUUUGUAUAAAUAAUGAUGUAUAUAACUGAUACUUGUACAGAAUUAUGAUCCUGUGUAUUUAUAUAUAUAUUGAUCAGAUCACCAAAGAAAAUAAAUAUAGAUUACACGAAAAGUU